AUGAAAGCUCAACAAAAUAAAGUGCGCAUUAAAAUCAUCGCAGCACUUAAGAAGCGUUCUACGACUUGUCUUCAUGCACAAACAUACACACAAUACAUGUACUUUAGGUUCGUGAAACCUCAAGGAAUGGGAAAGAGUUGUAUAAUUUAUCAUACCAUGCUAUUUAUGAGAGUUGAAACUUCAUAA
Clunio marinus is the source of this 186-nucleotide messenger RNA. The record is from the annotation of a GenBank genome assembly. NCBI's taxonomy places the organism in Eukaryota, Metazoa, Arthropoda, Insecta, Diptera, Chironomidae.